Molecule: messenger RNA, 564 nt
Organism: Alternaria burnsii
Lineage: Eukaryota; Fungi; Ascomycota; Dothideomycetes; Pleosporales; Pleosporaceae
Exons: 2
Coding region: 1-564 (187 amino acids)
Source: RefSeq, a predicted model, not a curated record
AUGACUUUUACACAGUCUUCGGAUACAUCCGGGAGGUUAAACUAUGCUGGCAGUGGUACAGACCUAAAACGCGUCAUGCCACGGCGAGGUUGUGGACCCAGGUUCAUCCACAAGCCGACAGCAUUGCGCGAGUCUGGAAACAUUGGCCGAACGAGCGCCAAACGCAGUACAGACACUUGUGGAGAUCUACGUAAUACACUGGAUUUGAGGCAUGGCUUCCUAGACGACCAAGCUGGGCCUGCGAAGAUAGAUCAUGCAGCCGAGAAGGAACCAACCAUCAAGGAGUCGGACUCAGUCCUAAAGAAGCGGGCGUUCAAAAAGAAAGAGGCACGCGCUGAGCGAAAUGCGAAGAACCGUAUCUUUGGGAAGUACGAGGAGCAAGUCAUGAACGAAGUGCGUACAGCCAAAGAGAAAACAAACAUCAGGGUGACACGCUCAGUCACGAAGAGGCGGGCUGCCACAAAGGAGCAGAUGAAGCUCGGUGAAGACGUCAUGUUCACCGUACAGCAGGCUAUUGCCAUAUACGAGAGACAAGAAAAGGAUGGUUUUCCAUUGGAUCUAUAA